CGAUUGGUUAUUAAAAUUAUUUUGCCUAAAAUAGUAGGAUUGUAAUCAUUAUAUUCAAACACACAUAAAUGCAAUGCAUGAUAUGGCCAAACAGUUUAGUUAUCUAGUUGUUCAUUAAUAGCUACUAACAACUGCGAACUGUCAUUAUUACAAAUAUACUGAUCUAGAGAAGUUCAAUAAUUAUUACUUUCACAUUACAUAAUUCAAAGGAAUAUCAUAACGGAUAGUGAAAUUUAUUAUUGACCUAACAAGUGUCUGAUAUUAAAUCAAACAGGUGCAAAAUAUAUGUUUUGCUUUUGCAACCUGUUCGACGGAAUAGAAAGUACACUAUGAUUACACCCUAUCUAUAACCUCCAUGGCCCUAAAUACUAUUCACUAACCCUGGGAAUCUAUAAGAAUACUAAUAUCAAAGAAUCUUUUGACAAACACAUAGACACGUUCAUUUAGUAAUUGACCAUGUAUAUUCUAUGAUAUUCAAUUUGGGGCGAAAAGUAAAAACAGACUGUUCAAUCAAUAAAACACAAUUUUUUAAAUCAAAAAACGCUUGAAUUCUAUCAGAAGAAUCUACAUUCUCAUAUUAUGGAUAAUCGUAGCAGAAAGAAAAAUAAAUCAAUCUCUUGUUUAGAUGAACAAACCGACACUAUCACUUCUAUUAAUUUCAAUAAACAAAAUAAUAUUAACACUAAUAGUAAUAAUACCGAUAACAUUACCAGUAAUAAUAGUAACAAUAAACACUUUACGACAUCAUCACCUUCAACUUCAUCAUCACCAAAAAUGAAAACAUCAAGAACAACGAUAACAGCGAUUAAAACACCAACGAUGAAUAGUCCUUCUCGGAAGAUUAUGAAUACAUCAUCUCACUCACCAUCAUCACUAUCCUCUGAUCAAUCAACAAUGGUAACAGUUAAAACAAGUCAAAAUAUUGAUAGUGAAAAUCAAAAUGGUCAACAACAAUCAUCGUCAUCAGCAUUAACACAGAAUACAAACAACACAACUAAAGUGGAUACUAAUAAUAUUCAUAGUUUUUCAUCAACCGAUUCUGGUCGUAGUAGUAUAAGUAGUAGUCAGACAAGUAAUGGUGAGGAAGUCUCCGAGAACAGAUUUGAUAAAACUAAAGUUAAUGCAUUGACAGUAACAAAAACUGAUGUAAGAUCAGAUAGUCAUAAAUCAGAUGGUAGUAGUAAGAUUAGUAGUAAUAAUAAUAGUAACAAUGAUAACUCUAAUGAUGGUUUACCGUCUGUUUCAAGUGAACUGGAUAUCUAUUCUGAUGUGACACUUAUUCCAAGGUCAACUGUAACAGUUGAUUUCACUAUAAAACCAGGAAAAAAAUCUACGAAACGUGUUAAUGGACGUAAACCAGUCAAAGGGAUUAAAACAACUACACGACACAAUGUUGGUAGAACAAAACAAAAUGAACUGAAGCUACAUGAUGAAUUACUUUCUGAAUGUGAGUUAGGAACUUCAUCGUCAAGUUCAUAUACAAUAUCAGCAUCCAAGGUCAACCGUCAACAUAAACUCGAGAAAAUAUAUCCACAAACUUUUAAAUCAAAAUCCGUAAAUAAUCAGUUAUCAUUUCAAGACUGUUCAAUUAAUGCCGAUAAUAUUAAAAAUAAUAUUGAGUCUGGCCAAGAAAGUCAACAAUCCACUACUCCAGACUUAUCAUCUAUUCCAUCCCUUAGUUCACCUUCACCAUCAUCAACAUCACCGUGUUCAAUGAGCCGAACUAAUCACACCACAGACAAAACAGCUAAAGAAAACCCCAGUCUACCAGCUGAAAUUCAAAUAAGAACUCCAUAUAAUGUUACCCAAAGAAGAAAAGAACUAUUCACUCAAAUAUCCAAUAAUAUUUCUGAUCAUGAAGGAGAUUGUUGUGAAUUACGUAGUAAUACUUCAGAUAUAGAAACUACCACUUUCAAUAAUCUUUCGAUCAGUAUCAGCACAUCAAAUGACAUGAAUGAAUUGAAUCGAGAAACGAAAAGUGAAAUUUCUUCACCACUUGGCUUUGUUAAAACAACAGAAAUAACAAGAUCUAAUUCGAUUCCAGAUAUUUUUGAUAGUUCCACACCAACCAUAUCAAAAUCUAUCACGACCUCAAGUGUAUUAGUUAGUACGAAUUCAUCAUUAAGAGCUGGCGCAUCAAAUACAACUAACUUCUACACUAGAUCAAAAUCUAAUUAUGCAUCAAAGGAUACAGAUCAUUUUAUUAAUCAUAGCUUUGCUACGAAUAGACGAAAAUCUCGUUACAACUCAAACAACAAUAAUAACAUAGACUAUUCUAACCUUAAUUUAAAAUCACUUUUAAGUAAUAAAUACAUGAAAAGUUUUUUAAUGCAACCUUUUUUAAUUCCGGAUUACAUGAAUACUUCUGCAUAUACAACAAUCAACGGUUAUGAACUGGCUAAUCUGAGAAAAUCAUUUUUCAACAAUGACGGAAGUAAACAAAAUUUUCAAACAGCUGCAGCGGCCGCUGCUGCUGCAGCUCUUCUGCCAGAACCAGGUUUAUUCAUUAAUUCACCAUGUUAUUAUUGGUUACCAUCAUUAGGAUUUAAUAACUAUACUAAAAAUACUACUACAACAUAUACUACAGAUUGUAUAAAGCUGUAUAACGAUAAAGUUACUAACAGUAAUGGAAAUAAUAGUAUGAAUUAUGUAAAUGGAGGUAAUCGAUAUAUGCUACAGCAAUUUCCUAAUCAAACGAAUCAUGGAACGGAUGAACCAAAGUCUUAUGAAACACCCAAAGUAUCGGUUUCAAAUGAUGAAAUUAAUCAUUCGAAACGUGAUUCUAAACUGUCCAAUAGUCAAAUUCAUACUAACAAUGUAAACAAAAUCAUAUCCAAUCCUAUAUCUCGUUCAAUGACAAAAUUGAAUUCUUUAGCACCAGAGGAUGCGAUAAAUAGUGAUAAUUUUGAAAAUCGUCCAAGUUCAGCUAAAGAUUUAACUACUAACGAUGUACAGUCUAAAUUCGUAAAUGGUUCUACUAUGUCCAUUUACAAAGGAAGUAAUAGUUGUAAUAAUAAUAGUAAAACUAAUAGAAUUCAGUCAACCACAGGCUAUUUGAAUUCAGAUAGUAAUUCGGAUAAAUUAGGUUCGAUUAAGUAUGCAUCAACAGAAUCAAAUUCAGAAGUGAUGCUUAUGAAUAUAACCAAUUCAUCGGGACAACCAAUUUCAAUAAUUACUAAUCCAAUACAAAUUGAUACAUCGCAAGUGUCUAACGAAGAUAUUAUGAAUACUGGUCGAAGUGGAACAGUCUCAUCAGCAGUAAAAAUAGAAACAGUGUCGACAGCAACAACAGCAACAACGACAACUACCACAGGACUAACAACUAACUACAUUCCAAAUCCAGACUCAUAUUUAACUGCUCCUACUACAUUCUUUUAUUUCUAUAACAAUGAAGGGCAGUUAUUUGCACUUCCAAGUAAUGCAUUAAUUUUUCCUACUACUGUUGGUCGCCUUGGCACAACAACUGUAUCAAAUGAGACAGCAUAUAGUAGUCCAUCAACAUUUAUUACUCCACAAGUGAAUGGAAAUAACGGUAGUACCAAUUGUUGUAAUAAUUCUUCCACCAUUCGUACUACAAGUUGUGUUUCUAGUUAUGAAGUUCCAGAGCAAUUGUAUUCAGGUCCAAAUUAUAGUACUAUUCUUAAAAAUACUGACAAUAAUCAAUGUCGUGAUCUUAUAUCGAGUUAUUCAGUGCCUAUACAACCUUCAUUUCUUAAUGGAUUUCAUCAAUGGGUACCUGGUCAAAUUACCUUAGAUAAUCAAACAGGAAUUCAACAACUUCAAAACUCUUCCACUAAUUCUUUAGUGAUGCCGUCGAAUCAAGGUGUAAUUUUACAUCCAUCAUGUCCAUUUCCUUUACCUUCAGUUGGAUUAAUUCAACCAUUAAUAUCAAAUAUUUAUUCUAAUCAAAAUUUCAAUUCUACAUCUAGUUCAGAUGAUAAUAGUAAUCGUAAUAAUUCAUCUAAACAAAAGAAUAAUCAAUCUAAUAUUUGUUCACUUAUGAAUCGCUCUACAGAUCAAUUUAAAUUACGUCGUUUUACCAAUGAUCUACCAAGUUUAUUAGGUAAUGCUAAAUCAACACGUUCAGGUAUGACUUCUGGAAAAUUAAUUAAUUCCAGUAAUAAUCAGUCAAAAUAUUCUGGUAAAGGUUUAAUGUCCACAUUUUUAGAUGAUUAUAACAAUACAUUAAAUAAUCAGACAGUUGCUAAUCGUCAGAAAAAACAUGCAUCUAAAACAAACCUUUAUAUUCGUGGAUUACCAACCUCAUUUACAGAAGAAGAAUUGCAUACUUUAGCACCAGAUAGAAAAUUGAUACGAUCAGUGAAGUUAAUUGCUGGAGCUGAAGGCGAAAUGUACGGAUUUAUUGACUUUGUGAAUAAUGAAGCGGCUAAAUCUGCUUUGUUGCAUAUUAAAUCAGGAAAUCGUGAAUUAUAUGUAAAUUUUGCUUAUGAAUCUGAAAAAGAUCCACAAAAUGUUUAUAUUACCAAUAUUCCUGAAUCGUGGACAGCAUCUAAUGUUGAAGAUUUGAAACAAAUCUUUCAACCUUAUGGACCUAUAGCAACUGCUAUUGUAAUGACAAAGAGAUCGAAUAAUUUCUGUACAGGUGCCGGAUUUGUACGUUUUGUUCGGUCUGAAGAUGCUCAAAGAGCAAUCGAUGGAAUUCGUAAUGCACAAAUCACAUUAGAAAAUGGUAAAGGGCCAUUAGAAGUUAAACUGGCCGAUAGACAAAAACCAUCAGACGAUCAACCAAGUACUACAAAAGUAAGAUCAUCGAAACGUAAUAGUGAACCACCAGAAUCAUUGACAUCAACGUCGUUAAUGAAUGGAAAUGAAGAGACUACACGACAUUCACGUACAAGAAAACAAUCUGACUGUUUAUUACCUAAUGAUAAUCAACUAUCUAAUCAUAAUGUCAUUAACUCAAAUCAAUUACGAUCAAAUCCUGGUGUUUUGGGACCAGCUACUGAUCUAACCUCAUGGGAUGUAACAAAUCGUUUAAAUAAUUCCGAUUCAUUAAUGUUAGCAUUACGUGCGGCUUGGGCAUCGAAUUCUUUACAGAAUUCCAACUUUUUGUUACGUAAUUCUAUUGGACAAAAUAAUUUAACACCUACUAAUGAAAAUAAUCGAGGUUUAUUACCAAUUCCUAAUCAAACUAUACAGUUGACUAAUUUUAUGUCACAACAAAAAUUACCUAAUGGAAUUUUACAUAGUCAAAAUCCUGUUCAACAUAAUUUAGUAACUGGACCAACUGCUGUAGCCGCAGCAGCAGCAGCACAAGCUGUUACUGCCUUAUUGCCUUUCUCUAGACCAAUUGACAAUUAUUCAUUAUCACAAGCACUUAUGCAUACACCUGUUGCACCUUCAAUGAUUGGUCCAAUGAUCCAGCCUGCUUCCAACUGGACUACAAGUCCAUUAAUAUCAAACAUUUACCAGUCAAUAUAAAUAUUUGUGAAAAUGUAUGGAAAAGCAAUGUGAAAUCAAAAGAAGCAUAACACGUUAUCGUUGCUAUUGUCGUUUUCAUAUGAAACAAAACUUUUUUUUAACAGUUCACAGAGUUACAAUAAGCAAAUAUUUCUUUCGUCAGAAAAAAACCAGAAUAACAAAGUUCAAAAAAACACAUUUCGACACAUUGUGUCACAGAUACAAUGAAUAUAAUUUGAUCACAUUGGUCAAAGAAUAAAUGUGGUUGGUUGUGUAUGUUUGUUUUUGUUUAUGCGUGAUCUUGAUUACCGUAUGCUAGUAUGUUUCAUGGUAUAUAUAUAUAUAUAUAUAUAUCAUGCUUGAGUUAGUUAACAGACUAAAUAAACAAUAUAAAACUGAUACAUUUUACGACGAAAUAAUAUCCUUUAUGUUGGGUUCAUUUUUUUUAUUUUAUGAAUAUUUUUUGUCAGUGAUAUCCCUUCUUUUUCUUACUAGUGUUCAGUUUUUGUUUUCCAUACAAAUAUUUUACAUUAGCAUUCAAUAUCUAUUCAUUCACCCUAAUGUUUAUUUGGGUGUUAUUUUCCAAUUCCCAUUCUCCCCACCCUACAUAUAAUUGUACUCAUAUAAACAUGAUUACAGAAAACUUAUUUUAGUAAUGAAUUAACAAUUGUUGUGAAAAACUGUUGACAAAAAAUUUUUUUAGAAGACAGUUUACAUAUACGUACAUGGGUAGUGAUAUAUACAUAUAUAUUUUAGAGAAUAUGUAAUUCCUUGAAACCAAGGAAACAAUCAAGUUCUAUCAUUUUGUUUUCUUUGACAUAUUGUUUAGUUGACUUACUUUUCAAUCAACUUUUUUUUAACUUGGAAGAUAUAUUUUGAAAAUAAUCAGUUUAAUGAAAUGGAAGAAAUGACAAUGUUACUUGAACACCUUUUUUAAUGUUUUUUUUUCAAGAUGUUUAUCUCUGGAUCAAUCAAAAAUACACAUUCUUAAUAGAUUAGUGUGUGUGUGUGCGUGUGCAUUGGUUGAGUUUGAAUAUAUAGAGAUGUACACAUUAUUUGUGUGUAUAUGUAUUUGUGUGAUUUAAUUAACUUUAAUCAAAAUGAUUAGAACAUACGAUAUAAGUUUAACCAAGAGUCUUAUGAUGGUUCAUCGUUCAUGAUUCAAUGUGCAAUAUUUGGAUUGUUCAAACUGAUUACAAAAAAAGAAACAAUCUAGGCCAAAAAACAACCUAAUAAAAUCCUUAUUUUAUGCUUCAUUAAUUUCAUUUAUUAUUUUGUUGUUGUUUCCGUUCAUUUUCUUUCUCUUUUUUUUUCUUUUUAAUUUUAACUUUUAUUUCAAGUGAAAAAAAUGUGUUUGUUUGGUUGAGUUUCCUUUUUUUUCUAAAAAAACAAGUUUGUGCUUUCAAAAAAAAGAGAAUGACAAUUAAUUGUAAGAAAAAAUAAACAAGCAAUCGAUAUUUUUUUCUUUCUUAGAAUUCUGUGAAGUAUUGUUCUCUGUCAUAUAUUUUGAGUGAUACAUCAUGUUCUUUUGUUUGUUUAAAAGUUUAUGAUUAAAUAAUAGUAUUUUAGUAGCAAGAUUUGCAAAAAGUUAUAAUCAGUAGUAUUGUUAUGUGAAAUUAUAAUUAGUAGAUAUAACAAUUAAUCAUAUAUUGUAAUAUGCUCCACUUAUUUUUGUUUCUAAGUGCAAAAAGAUCAUAGCACAAAUUAGUUUUAAUGAUAAUUCACAUCAUUUUCCUUCUCUUUCACAUUGUUGCUUAGAUGUACUUUUGAAUAUGAGUGUAUAUGUGUGUGUGUGUUAGCUUACUGAUAGCAUGUAUGUGAAUGCAUUUAUAGUAAUAAUAUACGUAUGCUUUUUACAGCGCAUUCGAAACAUUCACCUGAAAUGUUGACUUUUUAAAUAAUAUGUUGUGUAUGUGUGCAAACGAGUAAUUUGAUGACUUGAACAGUUUGUGACAAAACAAAUCAAUAGCCACUGUGACAAAUGAAAAGUAAACCAUGGAGACAUUUAUCAUUUGAGUAUUUUUCUUUCUCUCCUUCAAAUAUUAACUAAAUUUUAAUAAAUAUUAAAAAAAGUAUAUUUGUAAUUUUGUGUUUUUGUGAAAAUAUAUGAUUUUGAAUGCCAAAUCUAAUUGGUGUAUA
Schistosoma mattheei is the source of this 7560-nucleotide messenger RNA. The record is from the annotation of a GenBank genome assembly. Lineage: Eukaryota; Metazoa; Platyhelminthes; Trematoda; Strigeidida; Schistosomatidae.